Lynx canadensis (Canada lynx) is the source of this 1558-nucleotide messenger RNA. RefSeq names its product tripartite motif containing 54 (gene TRIM54). Lineage: Eukaryota; Metazoa; Chordata; Mammalia; Carnivora; Felidae. Gene Ontology annotation, molecular function: zinc ion binding. The transcript has 10 exons. The record is from RefSeq and is a predicted model, not a curated record. Bases 316 to 1488 code for a protein of 390 amino acids.
AUAGAGGGAACAAGAGUCAUUUGGGGAACAAAAGAAAUUUCCAGGGACAGAGUCAUUCAGGGAGGGAGGGAUAGAUAAAGCUACAUGUGUCUGGCUGGGUUACAGAGCAAAGAAUAGAGAGGUGUCUGAAAACAGCUAUCUGAGGACGAGGUGAAUUGUUGGAGGAGGGGACAGGAGAGAUAGCAGAGCUAUUUCAAGAGUGAGCAGUAGAAGGGAACAAGAAUCCACGGACGGUCUAAGCGAGGAAGGGUCCAGAGGCAGUGAGGGAAGGCCAGGACCAGGGCCGAGGCCAGGGCAGGCACGAUCGCUGAGGGGAUGAACUUCACAGUGGGUUUCAAGCCGCUGCUAGGGGAUGCACACAGCAUGGACAACCUGGAGAAGCAGCUCAUCUGCCCCAUCUGCCUGGAGAUGUUCUCCAAACCAGUGGUGAUCCUGCCCUGCCAGCACAACCUGUGCCGCAAGUGUGCCAACGACGUCUUCCAGGCCUCGAACCCUCUGUGGCAAUCCCGGGGCUCCACCACUGUGUCUUCCGGAGGCCGUUUCCGUUGCCCAUCUUGCAGGCAUGAGGUUGUCCUGGACAGACAUGGCGUCUAUGGCCUGCAGCGAAACCUGCUAGUGGAGAACAUUAUCGACAUUUACAAACAAGAGUCUUCCCGACCACUGCACUCCAAGGCUGAGCAGCACCUUAUGUGCGAGGAGCAUGAAGAGGAGAAGAUCAAUAUCUACUGCCUGAGCUGUGAAGUGCCCACCUGCUCUCUCUGUAAGGUCUUCGGUGCCCACAAGGACUGUGAGGUGGCCCCCCUGCCCACCAUUUACAAACGCCAGAAGAGUGAGCUCAGCGAUGGAAUCGCAAUGCUGGUGGCCGGCAACGACCGCGUGCAGGCAGUGAUCACACAGAUGGAGGAGGUGUGCCAGACCAUAGAGGACAACAGCCGGCGGCAGAAGCAGUUACUAACCCAGAGGUUCGAGGCCCUGUGCGCGGUGCUGGAAGAGCGCAAGGCUGAGUUGCUGCAGGCGCUGGCCCGCGAGCAGGAGCAGAAGCUGCAGCGCGUGCGGGGCCUCAUCCGCCAGUACGGAGACCACCUGGAGGCUUCUUCUAAGCUCGUGGAGUCGGCCAUCCAGUCCAUGGAGGAGCCACAGAUGGCGCUCUACCUCCAGCAGGCCAAGGAGCUGAUCAAUAAGGUCGGGACAAUGUCGAAAGUGGAGCUGGCAGGACGGCCAGAGCCGGGCUAUGAAAGCAUGGAUCAGUUCACCGUGAGCGUGGAACACGUGGCCGAAAUGCUGAGGACCAUCGACUUCCAGGCGGGCGCUUCCGGGGAGGAAGAGGAUGAGGAGGUGGCGUUGGAGGGGGAAGAGGGCAGCGCGGGGCCAGAGGAAGAGCGGCCGGAUGGGCCGGAAGGCACUGUCCCUGCAGAUAUGCCAUCAAAGGUGGGAGCUCAGGUGGGACGGAGACAGGGCUGUGGAGCAGGAGCCUCUCCAGGAAGAUGAAAGAAGACAAGAACAAGGUGAGCAGCUGAGUGAGUGCUUCCCUGAGUGUGGUGCCCACUCAUCCCAACGG